AUACAGCUGGUCUGUUGAGGCAGGCACACUCCGUCUGUAGUUUUGGAGUCAACAUGAAGACGGUUCUAGUGCUCGCUUUAGCGAGUUGUUGCGCUUUGGCGCUAGCAACUCCAGUCAAAGAGUCCACUUCGGAAAGAUGUAAACACACAACUGUUGACAAGACUUUUUUGGAAAAGCAAAUGAAAGUACUUACCCUCUUCAAGUACAUCAACCAACCCCUUCACUUAGAUGAACACAUGGAAGUAAUCAAAAACUGGAACAUUGAAGAGAAAAAGGAUAAGUUCAACCAUCCUGAAGUAGUUGACAAAAUAGUAGAAAUGUACAAAUACGAAUACAUGCUACCCAAAGGAGAAAUUUUCUGCAUUGGUGAACCCAAACACAUGGAACAAGCUAUAGCUAUCUUCGAUUUGUUCUACUACGCUAAAGAUUUCGAGAUUUUCUACAAAACCGCCAUCACUGCACGUCACUGGGUCAACGAAGGCAUGUUCUUAUACGCUUACUCCGUUGCCCUCGUCCACAGACCCGACACUUACGGAAUUGUCUUGCCUCCAAUCUACGAAAUCUACCCUCAUUACUUCUUCGAUGCUAAAACAAUCCAAGAAGCUAACAUGAUGAAGCAACAGCACAUGUCCGGAACAAUCCGCUCCAACUACACCUCAGGCCUAGUAAACUUACAUCCAGACCAAUCCAUGAUGGCUUAUUACCAUGAAGAUGUAGGCAUGAACUCUUUCUACUACACUUACCAUUUGUUCUACCCAUUCUGGAUGGAUGGUACUAAAUACCAAAUCAAAAAUGACCGCAGGGGAGAAUUUUGGCUUGUCAUCCACCAACAAAUGCUUUCUAAAUAUUACAUGGAACGUCUUUCCAAUGGUUUAGGUCAAAUUGAAGAAGUAGAUUUUGAUAUGCCAAUGAAAUCUUUCUUCAAUCCACUUAUGCAGUACCCCAAUGGCAUGCCAUUCCCUGAAAGGCCCAGAUUUGCCAGAGUAUCUGAUUACUUCUACACUUAUGGAACACAUGUGAGGAGUCGUUUUGCUCACAGCUAUUACAUGUACAAGGAUGUUGUCAAGAGGAUAGCUGAUGCUAUUGACAGAGGAUUUGUUUUUGAUAACUCCUCUAAAAAAAUCGACCUCUACGACAAAAUGGAAGGUUACAAUAUGCUUGGUAACCUCCUUCAAGGUAACCCAGACUCCAUCGACAACCACUAUUACGGUCAAUGGUUAGGUUACGCCCGUAAAAUGAUGGGAUUCUCAUACAACCCCAUGACAGUAGACAAAGUUGUACCAUCUGUCUUGGAACACAUUGAAACUACCCUGAGAGACCCAGGUUUCUACCAAAUCUACAAACAAAUGAUGGGUUUCAUGCAUCAAUACCAAGACCGUAUGAUGCCAUACACCCAGGAAGAAUUAACUUUCCCUGGAGUAACUAUCAAGAAAGUACAUAUGGACAAACUUAUGACCUACUUCGAGGACUUCACUACUGACAUCAGUCAAGCCGUACAUUAUUCGGCAGAAGAAAUGAAAGAAAACAAAUUCAUGAUUAAUGUUAAACAGAGGAGGUUGAAUUACAUGCCAUUCAAAGUCGCCAUGGACAUUGAAUCUGAUAAGGAUGCCGAAGUUAUUAUUAAGGCAUUUAUUGCUCCCAAAUACGACCAAUAUGGAAGAUACAUCAAUAUUACUGAAAACAGAUGGAACUUCUUCAUGUUGAACAUAUUCCCAUACACACUCAAAAAAGGCAUGAACACAAUUGAAAGGACCUUCAACGACUGUCACAUAUUCGGUAACGACAGAAUGAGCUUCCACACCAUGUUCAAACAAGUCCAAGAUGCUUUAGAUGGCACCAAGGAACUUAUGCUAAACGGUGCAGACAACUAUUUCACCUUACCCAGCAGAAUGAUGCUUCCUAAAGGUAACAUGAACGGUUUCCCAGUCCAAUUCUACUUCGUGGUGUAUCCGAUGCACAAAUAUACCCACGUCAUGGAACAGGACAAAUGGACCUUCUCUUAUCCUCGUCCAGGCCUAGGCGGUCCUUUCAUGGACACCGCCAACUUGAUGUAUCCAUUGGAUCGUCCUAUUAAGUACGGAAAGAUGAUCUACAAAGACGUGCCCAACUUUUACUUCUACGACACCAAAAUCUACCACGAUGAUAUGGAAGUGUCUCCAAACUCUAGUUUACAAUAAAUUUUGGCCUUUAUUGCCGUAUAAGACUUGAACAUUUAGAAUAAAUUAAGAUGUUUAUUUAAGGAUUGAAUAGAUUUUUGUUUUACAUAAGAUUUUGUGGUUUAUAUAUUGACAAAGUGAAUAUUUUCAGUUCUUG
Molecule: messenger RNA, 2313 nt
Organism: Ceutorhynchus assimilis (cabbage seed weevil)
Lineage: Eukaryota; Metazoa; Arthropoda; Insecta; Coleoptera; Curculionidae
Source: the annotation of a GenBank genome assembly